Messenger RNA from Penicillium arizonense, 1236 nucleotides. RefSeq lists its product as uncharacterized. The record is from RefSeq and is a predicted model, not a curated record. NCBI's taxonomy places the organism in Eukaryota, Fungi, Ascomycota, Eurotiomycetes, Eurotiales, Aspergillaceae. Gene Ontology annotation, molecular function: oxidoreductase activity; NADP binding; NAD binding. The coding region runs from base 1 to 1236 and encodes 411 amino acids. The transcript has 4 exons.
AUGUCUAAACCGUCCAUUGGCUUCGUCGGCCUAGGAGCCAUGGGCUUCGGCAUGGCCACCCACCUCGUCAAAGAAGGAUACCCAGUCCACGGCUACGAUGUGUUCCCCGCAUCAGUGGAGCGCUUCAAUGCCGCAGGCGGAAUCCCAGCAUCCUCGCUGCUCGAGUCCGCCCAAGAUAAGCAGUUCUAUGUUUGUAUGGUGGCGUCAGCGCCACAAGCACAGAGCGUGCUUUUCGGCGAGGGUGGUAUUGUCAAAGCCCUCUCCCCAAACGCAACCCUCCUCCUUUGUUCCACUGUCCCGGCUACCUACGCCCAAUCUGUCGCGGCAGAGCUUCAAUCCUGCGGCCGCGGCGACAUCCUCUUCAUUGAUGCGCCUGUUUCAGGUGGAGCCAAGCGCGCUGCUGACGGUACACUUUCCAUCAUGGCCGGCGCAUCAGAUGCCGCGCUGGAGAGCGGGCGGUUCCUGUUGCAGGCUAUGUCCGACUCGAACAAGCUGUACCUUGUGCCUGGUGGGAUUGGCGCGGGUAGUAACAUGAAGAUGGUCCACCAGGUUCUGGCGGGAAUCCAUAUUCUCGGUGCUAGUGAGGCUAUGGGAUUCGCGGCGCAGUUGGGUCUUGAUGCGAUCAAGACUGCUGAUGCCAUUAAGUCUUCUGAUUCUUGGACUUGGAUGCAUGAGAAUCGUUUGCAGCGUAUGCUGGAGGAGGAUUGGCAUCCUGGUGCUAGUGCUCUGACGAUUAUUCUUAAGGACGUGGGCAUUAUCACCACGUCUGCUCGCCAAAGCCAUUUCCCGACUCCUCUUUGCUCGGCCGCCGAGCAGGUUUAUCUCUCUGCUUUAUUGCAGGGAUAUGGAGCUGUGGAUGACUCUUCCAUGGUGCGUCAGUACUUCGCGGAGCCAAUUAUGCAGGUCUCCAGCACUAAGUCCGCUGAGGAAACUGCCGAGGCACUUCGGCUGGUUCUCGAUUUGAUGGAGGUGACCAAUCUGGUUGCAGCAGCCGAAGCUAUUGCAUUUGCACGCUACCUCAAUGUCGAUCUCAAGCAGUUCUUUACCCUUGUCAGUGAUGCUGCCGGAGCCAGUCGGCAGUUCAUGACGAAGGGAUUAGAGAUGAUUGAGGGACGUAUUGGAGAGGGCGCUGGGUCCGAGACUAUUGACGAUGCUAUUUCUCGUCUGGAGAAGGCUUCUCAGAAGGCGCGGGACCUUCACUGUCCGUUGAAUCUGGGUAAUGCUGCUUUGAUGUGA